Molecule: messenger RNA, 2340 nt
Organism: Aspergillus glaucus CBS 516.65
Lineage: Eukaryota; Fungi; Ascomycota; Eurotiomycetes; Eurotiales; Aspergillaceae
Product: sucrase/ferredoxin-like domain-containing protein
Exons: 3
Coding region: 1-2340 (779 amino acids)
Source: RefSeq, a predicted model, not a curated record
AUGAAACCCAAACUCUCCCGCAUCCUCCACCUAACCGCCUUCACCUUCCUCUCCAUCGUCCUCCUCUGCCUAAUCCUCCUCACCCCCUCCGACGCAAUCUACCAAUGCUACGUCACCCAACGCCUAAUCAACAUCUUCUUCAUCGCCGGCGCCUACAUCGUGACUUUUAUCCUGGCCGUGCUCAUCUACGCGACUCGCAUAUACACAAAUCGCAGCGUGUUAACGGGGAUCCCCAAGGCGUGGAUACCGGUUGAAAAGGAGGAUGUCGGGGGUAGUGUGAGGAGACUCGUGAUGGAGGGGUUAGCACGAAGCGCGGUUAUCGCAUACCAGGCUAGACCCAGGGACGUCCUUGUUGAGGAACAAACCCAGACGCAGACGCAGAGCCAGCAGGUACAAGCGCAGCAGGAGCAGGGACUUGUUGUGAAUCGCGACCGGCCGCCAUGGGGAAAUAUCGAGCAUCCGGGGUGGUCGUCGCCGGAGUCGCGGGAUUUGCCGGAUCUGCCGUAUCGCACUGUUAUUCAGGAACUGCCGCGUUUGAUCGAGGCGAAGGCUGUUUCGCUUGCGCCGCCGGAUCCCGUUUUUACGGCUACGAGUUAUAGUGCCCAGGGAGGGGGGCUGGAGCAGGAGCAGGCGAUUCCGGAUACGCGGGUUGUGGAGGUUUUACAGCGACGGGCGUCGAUGGGGGUGAGGGAGUAUAUUCAGCGGUUGACUGCGAUGAAGGUUAUACGGCCGCCGGAGGUUGGGGCGGAGUUUGUUGCGCUGUAUGAACGGGCGCGGUUCUCGGCGCAUGAGCUGUUUGAGUGUGAAUUCCGGGAAUUGAUGCAUGUGUUUGCGGAGGUGUUGAGGGGGAUGAAGGGGCUUGGGCCGGAGAAGAUUAUGGAGUUGGAGGCUGAUUAUUCUGAUGGCAAUGGGAGUGAUGAGAGGAGUAUUAUGACCUCUAGUGGAUCACUUAUUGGACCUUCUGAUGAAGAAGGGGAGACGGAUACGAUGGAUUACUCCCAGGACGAUGACAGUUUGCGGCUGCGACAUUCGUCGUCUGGGUAUGGGUCCUCGCGCGAGGAUUACUAUUCUAACUAUGCUACGCCGCGGAGUCGCAUGUCUGCUGCCCCUUUUCCUAAUCGGGCGUGGUAUGAGCGUCCUUCAUCUCGGAGAAUGUUGGCGCCGCGGACACCGUCGAUGCAGUCGCUGCGUCGAGUUCGGUCGAAUGUUUCGGGGAGUUCAGGAGGGAGUGUGAUUCGGUUGGCGGAUCGGGGGGAUAUACCCUAUACUUUUGAUAAGGACUUCCGCACCGCCCCUUCGCACGAGCGUUUAUUUCAGAAGGUCGAUCCGGCCGUCGACGGUGAAGAAUGUCUGCACGACUGCUCGAGUUGCACGGUGCGGUACCCGUCGAGGUUCGACGUGGAUAUGAAGGAUAAGAUGUAUGGGAAUAUAGGAGGAUGGGCGACGCAUUUGCUCGUGGCGACGGGGAAAACAGAUUGGGUGAGAGACGUGGCAGAUGAGAAGGGGAGUUUGAUGGAAGCGAUUGAGAGGGGCGGGGUUGAGCCGAGCAAUGGGAAACUCAAAUUGUUGGCUUCGAAUAUACCGGUACCGGAUGAGUAUCAUUAUCAUGAGCCUGGGAAACAGCCGACAAAUGUGCUGCUCUUGCCCAGCUUCAGCAUCAUCGACCAUGUCACCCCCGCAUUAGCACCGGAUCUGAUCAACUAUUUCGUCAACCCGGCAAUCACCACGACCUCGCCACUAAAGACGUCAAAGGGCGAAACAAGCAGCGAUAGUGAAGAAGCAGACGACGACCAACAACGACAAUCAGACCAAGAACAGGAGCAAGAACAACAAGAAACCCCCGACAUAAAAACCCUCACACCCCUCCGCUCGCGCCCGUGUCCCCACGCCGCCGUCAUUCUUCUCUGCUCGCAGCGCACUCGCGACGUCCGCUGCGGCCAAUCUGCCCCGCUUCUGCGCAAGGAAUUCGAACGUCAUCUCCGUCCGCUAGGCCUCUACCGCGAACUCGACGACGAACGACCCGGCGGCGUGGGGAUAUACUUUGUCAGCCACGUCGGGGGUCACAAGUACGCAGCGAACGUCAUCGUAUACCGACGAAAGAACUUCGACUGUUACAAGACGUAUGACAGACAUGACUGCGACCUGGCUCAAGAGGAAGACGAAGAAGACGAAGAAGACAGAGACAGCGAAGGAGCAUCACAGGGGAUCUGGCUCGCGCGAGUCCGCCCCGAAGACUGCGAGAACAUCAUCCGGUACACGGUGCUGCAGGGAAAAGUGGUCAAACCGGGACAUCAACUGCGCGGUGGAUUUGAUCGCGAGAAAGGGUUGAUUAGUUGGUAG